Molecule: messenger RNA, 1721 nt
Organism: Eublepharis macularius
Lineage: Eukaryota; Metazoa; Chordata; Lepidosauria; Squamata; Eublepharidae
Product: cytochrome P450 2F5-like
Exons: 9
Coding region: 16-1506 (496 amino acids)
Biological process (GO): xenobiotic metabolic process
Cellular component (GO): intracellular membrane-bounded organelle; cytoplasm
Molecular function (GO): heme binding; oxygen binding; iron ion binding
Source: RefSeq, a predicted model, not a curated record
CGCAGUGCGGCGCGCAUGGAGCUGAGCGGGGCGGCGCUGGCGGCGCUGCUGGCCGGCCUGGCGUGGCUGCUGUGGCUGUGGCUGUGGCUGGCGGCGGCGCGGCGGCGCGGCGGGCGGCUGCCCCCCGGCCCGGCGCCGCUGCCGCUGCUGGGCAACCUGCCGCAGCUCGACCCGCGCGCCCUGCACCGCUCGCUGGAGAAGCUCAGCCAGAGAUACGGCCCGGUCUACACCAUCCACCUGGGCUCUCUGCCCUGUGUGGUCCUCUAUGGCUACCAAGCAGUGAAGGAGGCCUUGGUGGACCAAGCAGACGACUUCAGUGACCGGGGAGACUUCCCCGUCUUCUACCGCUUCACUCAGGGCAAUGGCAUCGCCUUCUCCAGUGGGCAGAAGUGGAAAGUUCUCCGUCGCUUUGCGCUGCAGACGCUGAAGAAUUUUGGGAUGGGAAGGAGCAGCAUCGAGGAGCGGAUCCAGGAGGAGGCUCAGUGCCUUGUGAAAGAGUUCCAGAAAACCAACGGAGCGCCCUUCAACCCCAUCAACCUUGUGUGCCGUGCCGUCUCCAAUGUCAUCUGCUCUGUGGUUUUUGGGAAUCGCUUUGACUAUGAAGAUGCCGACUUCCUCACCCUCCUCAACCACUUGAACGACAAUUUCAGGAUAAUGAGCUCCAUGUGGGGAGAGCUUUACAACAUUUUCCCCCGGCUCAUGGACUUCCUGCCUGGGCCUCAUCAACAAAUUUUCCGUAACUUCGAGAAACUGCGGCAGUUCAUCGCUGAACGCGUUCGCAGGCACCAGCAGAGUCUGGACCCCAAGGCCCCCCGAGACUUCAUCGACUGCUUCCUGAUCCGCAUGGAGCAGGAGAAGCAAGACCCGCUGAGCCACUUCCACACGGAAACGCUGGUGAUGACGACCCACAAUCUGUUCUUCGGGGGCACCGAGACAACCAGCACCACCCUGCGGUACAGUUUCCUGAUCCUGAUGAAAUACCCCGAGGUGGCAGCUCAAGUCUACGAGGAGAUUGACCAAGUGAUCGGGCGUGAACGAGCCCCCUGCCUGGCUGACCGCAAGCUCAUGCCGUACACGGAUGCCGUGAUCUACGAGAUUCAACGUUUUAUCACCAUCUUGCCCAUGGGACUGCCUCGUGCCGUGACUCGGGACACGCCUUUCAGGGAUUUUCUGCUUCCCAAGGGCACCAAUGUGAUCCCGUUGCUGAGUUCGGUGCACUACGACCCGUCCCAGUUCAAGGACCCAAAUUCCUUCAACCCGGCCAACUUCCUGGAUGAAAACAACUCCUUCAAAAGCAGCGAUGCCUUUAUGCCCUUUGCCCCAGGGAAGCGCAUCUGCCUGGGAGCCGGCUUGGCCCGCAUGGAGAUCUUCCUCUUCCUCACCACCCUCCUCCAGCACUUCACCUUCCGGCCACUGGUUGCUCCUGCCGAGAUUGACCUGACCCCCCAGUGCACAGGCCUAGGCAACGUCCCCCGACCUUUCCAAUUCCAGGUCUUCUCUCGCUAGCCCUGGAAAGGGCAAGGAACCCCACGCCUGCACGCUCACCCCCUACACAUACUGGAGCUGGGCAGGGGGCAGAAGGGAGGGCGACUCUCCACGCCACCUUCCGCUCCAACCAGGGCUGUGAACAGGCCACGCCUUGAAACAGGACCAAGUUCCACUGCGAGGACACGAAUGACGUGUCUCUCUCUCUCUCUGCAUAAUACAUGCUGCAUUUCCUA